AUGACCGGGUCAUCACAGCCCAGUUACUUCUACUUGCCAUACGAAUCUCGACCUCAAAUCGAUCGCUCAGACCUUGCUUUCGCACAGGGCGGGUCUCCGCCGUGGCAGUUCAUUCCAUCCUACCCUUCACCGCCUAUGUCCAGCCCGCCUUCCCCACAGAGGAAGGUAUCCGAUAUACAACCUCCACCAGCUACAACUUUUUCCGAGCUUGCACUUUCUGCUACUACUACAUCUUCAGAUCCAUCAACCACAAGGACGAACUUCAACAUAUCUCCCGUUUCGGCAAGGGCACGUGCAUCUACACUUCAAAGCGUACCUCAAUCAUCUGCCCCAACACCAACUGCAACGUCAUUAGGGGCCCCCCGCACCUAUUCGUCGUCUUCCACAGAAAGCCUUGCAGUACUCCGUCAAACAGAUUCUGGCUCAAGUGCAGGCAAUGUUGCGGAUCCCCUUCCUACUGCUGGACCCAGUCUUGGACGGUCAUCAUCUGACAUAGGUCGAGGUGGUAGGAGGGCCAAAGCUCAUGUCGCAAAUGCAUGUAACAAUUGUAAGCGGGCACACCUCAGCUGUGAUGUCGAGAGACCUUGUGGAAGAUGUGUCGCUACAGGCAAGGCGGAUACGUGCCGUGAUGUUCCUCACAAAAAGCGUGGCCGGCCCCGUCUACGCGAUGAGGCCCAGUUUCAUCUACAACAAGGCGGCUCUGAGAUAGAAGCAGUAGAGAGUCCAGUGCCAGGUCCCUCGUCUGCUAGACCCAUGGCCCGGCCAGGACAUCGAAAAACAGCUUCCUUGAGGACAUUGGCGGCUCUGGCUACAGAACAGGGUCAUCAGCAUUCAACUGGCCAAGGUGUCUCGACCCGUGAAAGAGCAUAUUCUUUUGGAGCAGCUCCGCCGACAGGACUCCAACCACCCCCUAGACACCCGCGCCUAGCUCCAUCCCCUGAGGUACCGAUAGCCUUUCUGGAUAUCGAUUUUGUGGUUCUAAAGGCCAACGCAACAUUCCAGCGUCUCUUUUCGUGGCUACAAGAGAUCAAGGGCAUCCGCUUGUCGGACAUCGCAAAGCCAUUGGAAGGGGACAGCUUUCAGAAUGCUCGGAAUCGACUGAGAGAAGAAAGAGAGAUACGCGAGCCAGCAUACCUACCGCCAAUCCUGCAACCAAGACUUGAUCCAGUAUCAGGUAUUGGAACGACGGACCAUGAUGUGGAAGAAGUCACAAGAGGAUUUGCCGAUCAUCAGUUCAACUGGACUUUUCGGCUUGGAGGUGGUGUUGACCAGACAUUGCCGAUCCGUAUGCGAUUGGCCAAGACGUCUGUCUACUUUGUCACCCUCUUCCUCCCACCGCUACCACCACAAGUCGCCGAGCAAGUUGUGCCUCCUCAGCCACCGCCAGUCAUGUUUCCUACAAGAGUUGCAGCACCACCUCCCGCACCAUUUCAAGGCAGUCCUGUGAUGAUGGAGCAGCAAAAGGGUAUCUCUGAGCCGCCUUCUUCCUACUACAUACUCCCAACCAACGAUCCUGGAUCGCAAAACUACACACUCAAUCCACGUUACACCUUCGGCGAACACUCAUAUACGCAUAGCACGCAUUAUCAACCCGCCUACCAUCAACAGCAGCAACAGCAUUCAGCACAACAAAUGCUCCCGCCACCUCCAGCACUUUCGCAGUCCUCGGACCAGCGUCCCGGCACUGCAGGAUCUAGUUCAAGCAGUCACAUGUCCCAGACUCCAUUCCUACAACCACCCAUGCAUGGGCACCGUAGCCGUCCAAGGUCCGAUACCAUGGACUCACUUGGCAGACACAUCCAAACCAGACUACGGGCAGAUAGCGGGGCCACAGUACCGGUAUUCCAAAGCUCGCCCGUGCAGCAAAGACAUGCUGCCGAACGGGUAAGCAGCGAAGAUGACUUUGAAACAGGGGAAGGUUCAGGGAGUCCCAGAAAAAGAAGAAGGCUUGACAUCAAUGAGAUGUUGCAACGUUGA
Aureobasidium melanogenum CBS 110374 is the source of this 1977-nucleotide messenger RNA. RefSeq lists its product as uncharacterized. The transcript has 2 exons. Bases 1 to 1977 code for a protein of 658 amino acids. Gene Ontology annotation, molecular function: zinc ion binding; DNA-binding transcription factor activity, RNA polymerase II-specific. NCBI's taxonomy places the organism in Eukaryota, Fungi, Ascomycota, Dothideomycetes, Dothideales, Saccotheciaceae. Gene Ontology annotation, biological process: regulation of DNA-templated transcription. The record is from RefSeq and is a predicted model, not a curated record.